AUGGGUUUGAGCACAAAGCAGGUUUCUUCUAACGGAGGAUUGGACUGGAGCCAGAGCAGCCUACCGCCUCCUCCACCCGACCCGACGGGCAGGAGGCGGCAUCGGACGAACCCGGACCACAACCGACCCGACCCGCCGGUGAAUUGCCCUCGAUGCGACUCCGCCAACACCAAGUUCUGCUACUACAACAACUACAACAAAUCCCAGCCCAGGUACUUCUGCAGAGCCUGCAAGCGCCACUGGACCAAAGGCGGGACCCUCCGCAACGUCCCCGUCGGCGGCGGCCGGAAGAACAAGCGCCCUCACAAACCCUCCUCCGGCUCCGGCAGGGUCAUUAACAAGGUCAAUCCCAAGAAGAUGGCAAUUCAAGCGCAGCAGAAUAGGAAGCCGAAACAGAGUACUAAUUCUGGAGGCAGAGCAUCAUCAUCAUCAAACGACACCGUUUUGUGCGGCUCGUCACUAUACUUCCCGUCGCCAAUGUGCGAUUCCGUCGUCGCUAACUUGGACGGCGAGGAGGGAAUCGGGUUUGUGUUCACACAAGGUCUGAGCUUUCCUAAUUACUCUGCCCAAUCCGCCGGCGCCGUUGCAGGGUAUGCUCCAGCCACGUGGCAAGUUCCGAGCACCGUCAGCGGUGGGAGUGGGGAUAUUAAUGAUGUAGCGAGUCUAGCGACGGCGACGACCACGAGCGGCGGCGGCGGCGGGUAUUGGAAUUGGGAUGUCGACAUGGAUAACUUGUUGGUUUCUUCCGCGGAUCUCAACAUUCCGUGGGAUGAUUCUGAGAUUUUAAAUAAACCAUGA
Messenger RNA from Linum tenue, 798 nucleotides. The record is from the annotation of a GenBank genome assembly. Lineage: Eukaryota; Viridiplantae; Streptophyta; Magnoliopsida; Malpighiales; Linaceae.